Messenger RNA from Funneliformis geosporum, 261 nucleotides. Lineage: Eukaryota; Fungi; Glomeromycota; Glomeromycetes; Glomerales; Glomeraceae. The record is from the annotation of a GenBank genome assembly.
AAUGGAUAUGUUAUACCAAUCUCAACAAAAUUUAUGAAUGGAAAAAUAAUUAGGUUAGCUAUCAUUUGCUGCUCAAAUGAUAUUCCAGCUACUAGAAAAUUGUGCGGUUAUAUAUCAGCAUUAACUGGCUGCCAUCAAUGCUACAAACGUACAAAUACAGGAGGUAGAAAACCAAAUUUUGGUGGGUUCGAAGACAUGGAUGAUUGGUUACAAAAACGAGACCUUGAAGAACAUCUCAGAAAUGCUGAAGGAUGGCAAUAA